This is a messenger RNA of Glycine soja, 763 nucleotides long. RefSeq lists its product as uncharacterized. The record is from RefSeq and is a predicted model, not a curated record. The transcript has a single exon. The coding region runs from base 39 to 422 and encodes 127 amino acids. NCBI's taxonomy places the organism in Eukaryota, Viridiplantae, Streptophyta, Magnoliopsida, Fabales, Fabaceae.
UUGAAACUUAAAAUGCUUCAAAUAUUCAUUACUAUAACAUGUGGAACUGCUGCCUUAAAAACAACCAAGUAUCAUCACAAGAUGAAGAUAAAGAAGGUGAGAAAGUUGAGAAGAUCAUAAAGACAAUUUCAUGUGGCAUGAAGAAGAAGGUAAGGCUCAAAACAGAAGAUGGUGAAGGAAGUCAUCAUGGUGAUUCUGCAAGUGGCCCUGUGAGGAUUAGGCUGGUGGUGACUAAGGAAGAAUUGAAGAGGAUGUUGAGAAAUAGGAAUGAGAAUGAUCCUCAGCACACUUCGUUGGAGCAGUUACUAAGCGAUAUGGUGUUGAGAGAUAAAAGGGUGUUUGAGGUUGAAAAAUAUGGUGGGAGCGUAAAUUCUUGGAGGCCAGGUUUAGAAAGCAUUCCGGAGGAUUGCUCAACGAAGUAGUUUGUUGUUAUGAUAUCUCCUAUCUGUAAAUAAUCACAAUACUUUCCUUUUCUAUUUGUUGUUACUCCUUAUGAAUUAAGUAGUUUCAAUUAUUUGAGUAGCUUGUACAAUAGAAAUGUGAAAUGAAGUUUGAGCUUAUGAUUUUGGGUGGAUGUAGUAGUAUGGAAUGGUUCGGUGUUGGCCGUGAAAGAUCCAUUUUGUUUGGAUGAGGCACUGAGAACCAUUUGAUAUAUUGCGAUUAUGUAAUUUUUGCUCAUGAUAAAUCAUUUCUUUUUUAUAUGUAUUAUUACUCGCACACAUAUAAACCAAAAAAAAAACAUGAUUAAUGAUAUUCUAGCCAA